This is a messenger RNA of Onychostoma macrolepis, 1144 nucleotides long. It is a transcript of the gene rcn2, whose product is annotated as reticulocalbin 2. The record is from RefSeq and is a predicted model, not a curated record. Gene Ontology annotation, cellular component: endoplasmic reticulum. The transcript has 7 exons. Gene Ontology annotation, molecular function: calcium ion binding. Lineage: Eukaryota; Metazoa; Chordata; Actinopteri; Cypriniformes; Cyprinidae.
GUGGCAGUAAGACAUUAGUUGUACACACAGGAAACCGAUGAGUGAGAGCACAGAUGACUGGAGCGCACCAUGGCAACAAGUUCAGCUGAAAACUUUAGCUAUCAGCCUUUUAAAUGUUUAAAUAUUAGAUACACAACUCUCCUGUUGCUGGUGGCUUGUUGUGCAUCAGGAGCAAUUGGAAAAGAAAUUGUCCAAGAGGAUCAUUUAGGCAAACAUAACCAUGAACAUAAUGCAAAUAUGUUUCUUGGCUCAGAGGACAAAGAUGAAAUACAGAAACUCAGCCCAUCUGAGCAGCGAAAGCGACUGGUGGAGAUAGUGAAGAGGAUUGACACCAACUCUGAUAAAUACCUGACUCCAGAGGAAAUCACAUUAUGGAUACAGAGGGUGUACAGGACAUAUGCGUUGGAUGAUGCUGAGGAACGCUUCCCUGAGUUUGACUCCAACAGUGAUGGUGUGGUAUCUUGGGAUGAAUACAAUAUGGUCUUGCAUGGUCAUACUGUGGAAGUUGAUGUAGAUGCUGUUCUUGAAGACCCCGAGGAGGAGUCUCUCAGAUUUGUAUGUUGCAUGAUUUAUUAACAUUUCAUAUUGUGGAACAGCAAAGAAAGGUCUUGUGUGAUUGAAAAAAAAAAAAAAUGUAUUCACUCACAGCUCCAUGCAAAGGAAAAAAGACGUUUUGACUUUGCCGAUAUGGAUGGCUCAGCUGGCCUGAACUUAACUGAGUUCCUUGCAUUUACUCAUCCGUCUGAAGUGGACCACAUGGCUGAUUUUGCCAUUGAAGAUGUGCUUUCUGAAUAUGACUUGGAUAAAGAUGGAUUCAUCAGCUUGAGUGAAUUCAUUGGAGAUCUCAGAGCAAAUGAGCAGGAAGAGCCCUCGCAGUGGGAGGUUGAGGAAACGGUGCGCUUUAAAGAUCUCUAUGACCAGGAUAAGGAUGGAAAACUCAACAAGGAUGAACAGCUCCGCUGGGUCGCUCCCAACAGCUAUGGCUCAGCACGAGAAGAAGCCAUUCAUCUGAUCAAGGAAAUGGACCAAGAUGGUGAUGGAAGACUCUCGGAAGUGGAGAUUUUAAAAAACCAAGACACUUUCAUGAACAGUGAAGUGACUGAUUACGGAAGACAGCUUCAUGUGCCACAUGAUGAACUGUAAC